Messenger RNA from Candidula unifasciata, 2061 nucleotides. The record is from the annotation of a GenBank genome assembly. Lineage: Eukaryota; Metazoa; Mollusca; Gastropoda; Stylommatophora; Geomitridae.
GAUCUAGGCAGCAGAAGUAAAUCCGAGACAGACAACUACCUGCAGUUUUUUGAGGAGGCCACAGUAGAGGAGCUCACAGCCAUGCCUGGCUGCUCCAAGAAGAAAGCUGAAGUUAUCAUGGGACUUCGACCAUUUAAAACUUGGGAAAAUCUAAUUCAGAAAUUCAACUCUGAAAAGCAGCUGUCCACAUCUCUCAUCUCUGGUUGUAAAGAAAUCAUGCAGGUGCGAAACACCGUCCGGCGACUCAUGGUGCGGUGUGAAAGUAUAUCACAGCAGAUGGGCCUAGUUGUUUCUCGCCUGACCAAACAAAAUGGGGCCAGUGGAGGAGAGGAGUUGCGCAUCACUAAACAGCCAGAGCUGCUGAAUAAAGAAUUAGAACUCCAGCCUUAUCAGUUCAUUGGACUAAGCUGGCUGCGGAUCAUGCAUGAGCAGAAGUUGAACGGUAUCCUGGCUGAUGAGAUGGGUUUAGGUAAAACAAUUCAAGCCAUUGCGUUCUUGGCCCAUUUGAUGGAGGAAGGUGAAGAAGGACCUCAUGUCAUUAUUGUCCCAUCAUCAACGAUAGAGAACUGGCUGAGAGAGCUGCAGCUUUGGUGUCCUGCUCUGAAAAUUGUGGUCUACUACGGAUCUCAGGAGGAGCGGAGAGCAGUACGACAUUCCAUAUUCUUUCAGGGGGAGGAGUUUAAUGUUUUACUAACAACAUACAAUAUGGCAACUGGCGGUGUUGAGGACCGGGUCUUGUUUAAAAAGUUUGAAUUUCACUAUGCUGUAUUUGACGAAGGCCACAUGCUGAAGAACAUGUCCUCUCUAAGGUUUCAGAAUCUCAUGAAAAUUGCCGCGGAGCGUCGUUUGUUGUUGACUGGCACACCUCUACAGAACAAUUUACUGGAACUGAUGUCUCUACUUUGCUUUGUCAUGCCAGAGAUUUUCCAGGGUAAAACCGACCACCUCAAGAAAGUGUUUGCUAUGAUUUCAAGGUCAGAGGACAAACAGAAAAGUCGUUUUGAGAGGGACAGAAUUGCUCAAGCCAAACGCAUCAUGAGGCCAUUUGUUCUACGCAGGCUCAAGCGAGAUGUCCUGCAGCAUUUGCCAAAGAAGGUAGAACACAUUGUCAAAUGUACGCUGACCCCAGUACAGCAGGAGUUGUAUGACAGAUUGGUGGCAAAAUAUUCACAAGAGAUUGGUGACAACGAGGAGACAGUGACCACUGGUGGGGUUGGCAUUUUCAUGCAGUUUCGCAAAGCUGCCAAUCAUCCGUUGCUGCUGCGAAACCUGUACACGGAUGACAAGCUGGAGAAAAUGGCCAAAGAAAUUGCUAAGGAACCAUCCCACAGGGACCGGGGAGCUUUGCCUCAUCUUAUACAGGAGGAUAUGGCUGUAAUGAAUGACUAUGAAUUGUUAGCACUUUGUAAACAGUAUAAGAAAUACCUAGGGAAAUAUAUUUUGGACACCUCAGUUAUAGCAGAUUCAGCCAAGUUUGGACAGCUAGACACUCUUUUACCACAGCUCAAGGAAAGGGAUGACCGAGUGCUGAUGUUCAGCCAGUUCACAAUGGUGUUGGACAUCAUGGAGGAGUACCUGAAACAGAAGGGCUAUAAGUAUAUACGCAUGGAUGGUCAAACUCCUGUCCCUGAUAGAUUACAGCUGAUUGAUCGUUUCAACAAUGAGCCCGAUAUUUUUAUUUUCCUCCUGUCCACACGGGCUGGGGGAUUGGGCAUUAACCUGGUGGCCGCCAAUACAAUCAUCCUGCACGACAUUGACUUCAACCCUUACAAUGACAAACAGGCCGAGGAUCGCUGCCACAGGCUGGGUCAAAAGAGGGAGGUGACCAUAUACAAGUUGAUCUGUGAAGAUACAGUCGAUGAAGCAAUGCUGAAAUGUGCCAAUGACAAACUGGACCUGGAGAAGGACCUAACUGGACCUACACAAGAUGAAGACCCCGAAGACAGUACCAAAGACGUGGUUCACAUGCUGAAAGAUGUUCUCAGGUUGCGGCAGAAGAAGAAGGAAGGCAGCACCAGCGAAGGGACUGAGAGCAGCAUCUCAGUCUCUCGAACAUCAUGA